AUGGAUUCCAAUCUCGCCAUUUCACCUCCCUGGUGGCCUUCAAUUUCUCCUUUUUCUGAAAAAUACUAUUACUUGACUCCAGGCAUAGGCCCUGAAAUGAGUGAAAACUCUGGCGUCCAGUUUAUGGGCGCCAGGACCAAGCGAACACAUCGUGAGAUGGCCACAGAAAAUGAUGGAAGCGGCGAUGCCGCUUGGGAGGAGCACUUUCAUCCCCGUCGCUCCGACCACGCUCGAUCUGAAUCUACCCGCUUGCCACCCAGAAGACAUCGAGAUGGGUUGGACUACCGACGGCCGGUGAUGCAUUCACCGGGAGAUAAUGUCGUGAUCGACUUGACAGAAGACCCAGACUCUCCUCCUCAACGAAGCAUGAGAUUUCGCGGUCGUCUAGAUUCCCCACCUCCGAUCCGGCCGUUACGAUUUCCACUGGAUUUGAUGAACCACACGUCCACUCUGGCUGAUAACCCUACUGUGAUUGAUCUGGAAGCGGAGACAACGGGAGAUUCGGUAGAUGUUUCGCCGAACAGUGGAGAUGUUCAGAUCGUUGGGUCUUCUUCCGUCAGGCCGAGGCCAAUAGAACCCCGAUACCUCGACAACAAUGGUAUUCCAUUGCACUUUCGUCCUCUUAUACAGUCAACGAGAGCAUCAGAACAUGGGCAAUCGAGAAGAGUGGUGCCCGGAAGGUCCUAUUUUCGGACCGAGGAGGACCUGCUUUCGUUCAUGUCUGACACGCUUCAGUAUGGAGUAUCCGCCCUUGACUAUAAUCCGCCUAGUCAGCCGGCGCACCGGCCUCGUCGAUCAUCGUAUAAAGCACUAAGCCCGGCACCGGAAGGAUUCACUCGACUUUUGGCAGAAGAUGACGUGCCUCUCUGCCCGAACUGCCAUGACGAGUUGGGAACCGGAGAAGGGCUGAAACAACAGAUACAUAUUGCAAAAGCAUGUGGCCAUGUCUAUUGUGGCGAGUGCGCUGGGAAUCGGUCCAUCUCAAAGUCUAAAAAGGCAUCUUCAAAGACAAAGCCGUUCUCAAAGUGCCAGGUUGCAGGUUGCAAUAAACCUGUGAGCAGCCCGACAGCCAUGUACAACCUUUAUCUGUGAUUUACCCUGGACGUUGAUUUUGCGGGCACUCAUUUGCAUUCUGGUGUUAUGGCCAUCUUCUUUCCUCAUUCUGUCGAUACCCACGAUGCAUUGAACUGGCA
This is a messenger RNA of Penicillium samsonianum, 1193 nucleotides long. Its product is annotated as putative RING finger domain protein. Gene Ontology annotation, molecular function: ubiquitin-protein transferase activity. NCBI's taxonomy places the organism in Eukaryota, Fungi, Ascomycota, Eurotiomycetes, Eurotiales, Aspergillaceae. Gene Ontology annotation, cellular component: SUMO-targeted ubiquitin ligase complex. The transcript has 3 exons. The coding region runs from base 1 to 1092 and encodes 363 amino acids. The record is from RefSeq and is a predicted model, not a curated record.